GGCAGUUUUGUCUCUGCGUUUUCGCUUAUUAUUUAAGAGGACUCUCACUCUCUCCUCAACCUUUUAUCAAAGGACAGUAAUCUAAACGGAAAUUGAAGCCGAAAGCUCGUUGAAAGCCCAUACCAACUACCAAGCUUUGAUUUUUCUUUCUUUUUUGUCUCUGGGAUUUGAGAGUUGUGAAGGUUAAGAAGGUCUUGAGUGAUGGCAUUACAAGAGAAGUUAGAUAGAUUUAAACAGCAGCAGGAGAAGUGUCAGUCGAUGCUCUCCAACAUUGCAGCAAAAUCAGCAUCUUCUAGGUCCACUCCAAAACCUGCACCUGCGGCCGCCUCCCCCUUUCCCAGUGCAAGACCUUCUGCUCCUGUCAAAUUCUCAAAUGAUACCGAGAGGCUUCAGCACAUUAACAGCAUUCGAAAAGCUCCUGUUGGAGCUCAAAUGAAGCGUGUUAUUGACAUUCUGUUUCAGACAAGGCAAGCUUUCACACCAGAGCAGAUCAAUGAAGCAUGUUAUGUUGAUGUGAAUGGCAACAAAGAUGUCUUUGAGGGCUUGAGGAAAAACCCAAAAGUGAACUAUGAUGGAAAGCGCUUCUCUUACAAGGCUAAGCAUGACGUUAAAAACAAGAAUGAACUUCUUGUCUUGAUUCGGAAAUAUAUUGAAGGCAUUGCUGUUAUUGAUCUCAGGGAUGCAUACCCGAAUGUGAUGGAGGACUUGCAGGGUCUGAAAGCUGCAGGUCAGAUUUGGCUGCUAUCAAAUUUUGAUUCUCAGGAGGACAUUGCCUUCCCAAAUGAUCCCAGGGUGCCUAUUAAGGUUGAUGAUGACCUUAAAGAGCUAUUUCGGUCUAUUGAAUUGCCACGAGACAUGCUCGACAUCGAAAAAGAUCUCCAAAAGAAUGGCAUGAAACCUGCUACUAACACAGCAAAAAGGAGGGCUGCUGCACAAGUCCAAGGAAUUACCUCCAAACCCAAACCCAGACAGAAAAACAAAGAGUUCUCCAAGAAGGCCAAGCUAACCAAUGCACAUCUUCCAGAACUUUUCCAGAGUCUUAAAAAUUCUUGAAGUUAGUUGCAGAUCUCAUACGACCUCGAUGGGCUGCUGGCCACCACCAUAUUUAUUAAGGUUAUCACUGACGAUGAAUAACAUAAUUUCUCAUUAUAUAGAACAAGGUAUUACAAGGGUUCUGGCCAUGACUUACGGUUAAACCCGUAUAAUCCUACAAACUCAUACGGUGCUAUAUAUAACUCGGUACUCCAACAAUCACCAUGCUUCCAUCAAUGCUAUAUGCUAUUGGGUAGACUUACAAUGCCCUACUAAAUUGAAUGUUGGAUAUAUAUGUAGACCAAGCAAUGAAAAUCCUUUUUUCUUUCCCUUGUAUGUAUGUAGCAACAAUAUUGGUCCAAUUGUUAAAUUGUAACAAUAGCAACAGUUACUACAUUUUCUUGUUGUUUGAUUUGUAUGCUUUGAAACUUUGAACCCAAAAUUUCUAGAAUGGAAAGCCUACUGGUUGCACGUUAUUGCAA
This is a messenger RNA of Gossypium raimondii (Peruvian cotton), 1514 nucleotides long. RefSeq lists its product as uncharacterized. The record is from RefSeq and is a predicted model, not a curated record. The transcript has 5 exons. NCBI's taxonomy places the organism in Eukaryota, Viridiplantae, Streptophyta, Magnoliopsida, Malvales, Malvaceae. Gene Ontology annotation, biological process: transcription initiation at RNA polymerase II promoter. Gene Ontology annotation, cellular component: transcription factor TFIIE complex. Bases 202 to 1053 code for a protein of 283 amino acids.